AUGACGACGAAACGCCCCAAUUUUAUGGUGAUUGUCGCCGAUGAUCUUGGUUUCUCCGAUGUGGGCUGUUUUGGUGGCGAGAUCCGUACCCCUCACAUUGACAAGAUCGCAGAGGAGGGGCUGCGGUUUACUGAUUUCCAUGCGGCGGCAGCAUGCUCUCCCACUCGGGCCAUGAUUAUGACCGGCACAGAUCACCACAUCGCAGGUCUGGGUAACUUGAUUGAAUGGACCAACAUCUCCGGACAGAAUGGCCCCAAGGGCUCUUCGAUGAGCACAGCUCCGCAGCGUGGUAUGCCUGGAUAUGAGGGGUACCUGAAUGAGCGCGUGGUCGCGCUUCCCGAGGUCUUGCGUGAUGCGGGGUACCACACCAUGUUAUCGGGCAAGUGGCAUCUAGGCCUCACUCCCGAGCGCUCCCCUCACAAGCGUGGUUUUGUUCGCUCAUUCGCCCACCUUCCUGCUUGCUCCAACCACUAUGCAUAUGAGCCCCAACUGCGCGACAAUGACGAUAUUCCCACUUUCAUCGAGGCUAGCUAUAUCGCGUUGCACAGCGAGGACGGCGAGUAUGUGCGCAACCUUCCGGAUGACUGGUACUCGUCAGACGGCUACGGGGACAAGAUGAUUGAUUAUUUGCGCGAGUGGAAGGAAUCCGGUGGCAGUGCUGGACCAGACGGAAAUGGAGAUCGCCCGUUCUUUGGUUACUUGCCCUUCACAGCCCCCCAUUGGCCACUUCAGGCACCGCGCGAGUACAUCGACCACUACCGUGGAGUCUAUGAUGAGGGUCCUGAAGCCCUACGCCAAAAGCGCCUGCAACGCCUGAAAGAGUUGGGUAUGGUCCGCGAGGAUGUAGAGGCACACCCCGUCGUUGCCGAUGAGAUCAAAGAAUGGGAUGAAUACACUGACGAAGAGAAGAAGAAGUCCUGCGUAUCGAUGGAAGUAUUCGCCGGAAUGGUAGAGUGUAUCGAUACCAACGUGGGAAAGGUGGUCGAAUACCUGCGCUCGAUUGAUGAGCUGGACAACACAUUCGUCUGCUUCAUGUCUGACAAUGGGGCAGAGGGGGCCGCCUAUGAGGCCUACCCCAUGGUGCAAAACGGUGUUAUGCCCCACCUACAGAAGUACUAUGACAACAGCCUCGAAAACCUAGGUGCUGGAAACUCAUUCAUCUGGUACGGUCCGCGCUGGGCGCAGGCCUCCACCGCCCCCUCUCGCCUCUACAAAGCCUACACAACCGAAGGUGGAGUACGAGUUCCCUUCACCUGCCGGUUUCCUAAGAACAUCAAUCUCAAGCCCGGCGACGCAACCGCUGCCAAGGGCGGUAUCACCGAUCAAUUCUCCACAGUCAUGGACCUCGCACCCUCAAUCCUGGAUAUGGCCGGCGUCAAGCACCCCGCACCAACAUAUCAAGGUCGCGAAGUAGUUUCGAUGCGUGGCCGCAGCUGGAAACCUUGGGCUACCGGUCAAGAAGAGCGCAUCCACCCGAAAGACUUUAUUCAAGGCUGGGAGACCUGUGGUCGGGCUGCACUCCGCUGCGCCGACUGGAAGAUUGUCUUCAUCCCCAAGCCUAAGGGACCCGAGAAGUGGCAGUUGUACAAUCUCGCCGAGGACCCUGGUGAGAUUCACGAUCUAGCGGAUCAGGAGCCGGAGAAAAUGAAGACACUUCUGAAGCUUUGGGAUCAAUAUGUUCUUGAGACUGGUGUUAUCCCUCUGUGUCCUGAUCUGGGUGCUUUCCUGGAGGCAACUGAGGCACAGAUGCCGGAGAAUGCUUGGAUGGAAUUUGAUUACUGGAAAGAUGGUGCGAGGGACACACCUGAGAAGUUUACUCGCGAACCUCCUCGUUUUCAGCGGACUAUUCAGCAGUGGUAG
Molecule: messenger RNA, 1860 nt
Organism: Penicillium longicatenatum
Lineage: Eukaryota; Fungi; Ascomycota; Eurotiomycetes; Eurotiales; Aspergillaceae
Product: arylsulfatase
Exons: 2
Coding region: 1-1860 (619 amino acids)
Molecular function (GO): arylsulfatase activity
Source: RefSeq, a predicted model, not a curated record